AUGGUAUCUGAAAAUGAUUACUGUAAAGGAAAGAAUGAUUACGGUGAUGGUGGAAUUAUAUAUGGUUUAUAUUUAGCGCCAAAAGUCAAAUAUAAUAUCAUUCUAACUCCCGAUGGUAUUCUAAAAGAAAACGUAGAAGAUUAUAUUCAAUUACCUAGCGGACAUGAUGUGACGAAUGAAUUUAAGAAAAGAUGGGAAAAGAGUUUCACCUAUGGAAUAGUUAUUCCAAAGGAUGAUGAUAAACAAAAGAAAGUUUUUAGAAGUUAUCUAAAUCUCGUUAAGAGAAAAGCACCGGAUGAUAAAGGAAUUAUGUAUCCUUACAACGACGGAAAAGAAUUGAACAUGGAUGACAACUAUGAAUUUGAUGAUUUCGAUUACCUAACUAUUCAAGAAGAGAAUGAAGAGUUCGUUCUUUUGUUUUAA
This is a messenger RNA of Lottia gigantea (owl limpet), 423 nucleotides long. RefSeq lists its product as hypothetical. The record is from RefSeq and is a predicted model, not a curated record. NCBI's taxonomy places the organism in Eukaryota, Metazoa, Mollusca, Gastropoda, Lottiidae. The transcript has a single exon. The coding region runs from base 1 to 423 and encodes 140 amino acids.